AUUUAUAUUAUUAUAUAAUAUUUAUUAAUUUUUUUUUUUUUUAUUUAUUUAAUAAUUGAUAUUAAUAUUAUUAGUAGUAUUAAUAAUUAACCUGUAGUAUAGUAGAUUUUUUUUUUUUUAUAAUAUUUAUAAUAAUAAACUAGAAUAAAAUGCAAGCCAUUAAAUGUGUCGUUGUAGGUGAUGGUGCCGUUGGUAAAACCUGUCUUUUAAUUUCAUACACCACCAAUGCUUUCCCAGGUGAAUAUAUCCCAACUGUCUUUGAUAACUACAGUGCCAACGUUAUGGUUGAUGGUAAACCAAUCAAUCUUGGUUUAUGGGAUACUGCUGGUCAAGAAGAUUAUGAUAGACUUCGUCCAUUAUCAUACCCACAAACUGAUGUUUUCUUAAUUUGUUUCAGUAUUAUCUCACCAUCAUCAUUUGAAAAUGUUAACGGUAAAUGGCACCCAGAAAUCUGUCACCACGCUCCAAAUGUUCCAAUUAUCUUAGUUGGUACCAAAUUAGAUAUGAGAGAAGAUAAAGAAACUCAAGAUAGAUUAAAAGAAAAGAAACUCUACCCAAUUUCAUACGAACAAGGUCUUGCUAAAAUGAAAGAAAUCAACGCUGUUAAAUAUCUUGAAUGUUCAGCUCUUACUCAAAAGGGUCUUAAAACUGUUUUUGAUGAAGCUAUCCGUGCUGUUAUCAAUCCACCAGUCCACAAAAAGAAGAAAUCAUCAGGUGGUUGCAACAUCUUGUAAAAAAAUAAAAACAUGUUUUUAAUUCACUCUAUGUCAUUAUCAAUAAAUCAAAAAUCCCCUAGUAUUAAUAUUAACAAAACACCUCCCUCUAUAUUAUUUUAAUUUGGUUUUUUUUUCUAACUCAAAAAAAAAUCAAUUAAUUUAACAAAAAAAAAAAAAAAAAAAAAAAACUUAAUAAUAAUGUUAUAAUAAUAAAAUAAAUAAAUAAAUUAAUUUAAAAAAAUU
Molecule: messenger RNA, 959 nt
Organism: Dictyostelium purpureum
Lineage: Eukaryota; Evosea; Eumycetozoa; Dictyosteliales; Dictyosteliaceae
Gene: rac1A
Exons: 4
Coding region: 150-734 (194 amino acids)
Biological process (GO): establishment or maintenance of cell polarity; mitotic cytokinesis; small GTPase-mediated signal transduction
Cellular component (GO): cell projection; cell cortex; cytoskeleton
Molecular function (GO): protein kinase binding; GTP binding; GTPase activity
Source: RefSeq, a predicted model, not a curated record